Messenger RNA from Penicillium arizonense, 1452 nucleotides. RefSeq lists its product as uncharacterized. The record is from RefSeq and is a predicted model, not a curated record. Gene Ontology annotation, molecular function: transmembrane transporter activity. Gene Ontology annotation, cellular component: membrane. Gene Ontology annotation, biological process: transmembrane transport. The coding region runs from base 1 to 1452 and encodes 483 amino acids. Lineage: Eukaryota; Fungi; Ascomycota; Eurotiomycetes; Eurotiales; Aspergillaceae. The transcript has 10 exons.
AUGAAGGCGGAGGAGAUCGAGGAGGCAAAGCCCGCCGCCCUCAACCAAUAUGGCGAUCACGCACAACAGGAGAAAUUAACGCGGAGGAUACUACUGAAAUUGGAUACGCGAAUUCUUCCUAUGCUGGCCCUGCUUUUCCUAUGCUCUUUUCUCGAUCGGACGAAUGUCGGUAAUGCGAAGAUUCUCGGCUUGGAGAAGGAUCUCUCUAUCACUGAUCAUCAGUAUGACAUCGGUUUGGCUGUAUUCUAUCUUACCUAUAUCUGCAGCGAGUUGCCGAGUAACCUUGUGCUCAAGAAGGCAUCGCCGAAACUUUGGUUGCCUUUUCUGACAAUUGUUUGGGGUAUCAUCACUAUGUGCCUUGGGUUUGUGCGGAAUUUUGCUGGCUUCGUGGCUGUUCGCGCUUUGUUGGGUAUUGCGGAAGGUGGUCUGCUUCCGGGCAUGGUUUUAUACCUGUCUACUUUCUAUAGACGAGGUGACCUCGCUCUGCGAAUUGGGUUGUUCUAUACGGCUGCUUCUCUGUCUGGUGCCUUUGGAGGUCUCCUUGCCCGUGGAUUAGCUGCAAUUGGACCUCGCGGAGGUCUAGAAGGCUGGCGCUGGAUUCUGAUCAUUGAAGGACUAUUGACCUUUGUCUGCGGAGUACUGAGCUUCUUCGUCCUCCCAAACUCCCUAGAGUCAGCAACCUUCCUGACUACCGAGGAAAAGGAAUUCGGUCGGGAGAGACUGAUGCUCGAUAAUCCCAGGACCAUAGAAGGAACCCUAGCCUCAGAAGCAGAAUCCUUCAAAUGGUCGGAAGUACGCCGUGGCGUCCUAGAACUCCAAGUAUGGUUCUCUGCCACAGCCUACUUUGCCAUUCUAUCGGGGCUAUACUCCUUCGGCCUAUUCCUCCCAACAAUAAUCAAAAGCCUCGGCUUCGCCAAAGACGCCAACGAAGUCCAACUAUGGUCUGUGAUCCCCUACGCCGUGGCAGCGGUAGUCACCGUAAUCGUGGCAAUUAUCUCCGAUCGUCUGCGCCUCCGAGGCGUGAUCAUGCUAUUCACCCUUCCGAUUGCUAUAAUUGGCUACGCUGUCAUUGCGAAUAUCGAUUCUCCUCGCGUUCAAUAUGGAAUGACUUUCCUCAUGGCUACCGGGCAAUAUGCCAGUGUACCUUGCAUCUUGGUGUGGCUGUCAAAUAACUCGGCUGGGCAUUAUAAGCGGGCUACUACUUCGGCGUUGCAGUUGGCUAUUGCUAAUUGUGGGGGGUUCGUUGCAACUUUCAAUUAUCCAUCUAAGGAUGGCCCUCUCUUCCAUCGUGGACACACGAUUAUUCUUGGUCUUCUGGUAUUUGCGUGGUUCAUGAUCCUGCUUAACGUUCUUUACUGCGCAAAAAUCAACCGAGACAAGAAGAAUGGCAAAUACGACCAAUACAUUGGUUACAACGACGACCGCAACCCAGAAUUUGUGAUGAUUCUUUGA